AACGGAGCAAUGGAUUCACGUUAGUUCGAUCGCCAUCCAUCAAGUGGCGCGGCCGCACACACUUCGAGUUAUUAGUAAUUUAAAAUGCCGCCUGUUGCUGUGCCCAAUGAGGCACCAAAGAAGCAACUUCGAGUUGCAAUCAUCGGUCAGAGCACAUUCGCUGCGGAAGUAUUUAAAUUGCUACAAAAAGACGGACAUGAAGUGGUCGGUGUAUUCACAGUACUGGACAAAGGCAAUAGAGAGGAUCCACUUGCAACAAUUGCGGCACAAUCCGGGAAGCCAGUGUUCAAAUACAAGACAUGGAGGAUCAAAGGGAAGGUCAUACCUGAAGUAUUGGAAGAAUAUAAAUCUGUUAACGCCGAUAUCAAUGUGUUACCUUUCUGCUCACAAUUCAUCCCCAUGGAGGUGAUAAUGCACCCCAAGUAUCAAAGCAUCUGCUACCAUCCCAGCAUCCUGCCCAGACAUAGAGGAGCGUCGUCGAUAAAUUGGACAUUAAUAGAGGGCGACACGACUUGCGGUCUGUCAAUCUUCUGGGCUGAUGAUGGACUUGACACAGGACCAAUACUGCUGCAGAAGUCAUUCCCUGCCACCAUCGAUGACACCGUUGACACACUCUAUAAUAAAUAUUUGUACCCUGAAGGUAUCAAGGCGCUGGCGGAGUCAGUGAACAUGGUGGCGAAUGGCACCGCGCCCAGGAUACUGCAGACUGAGGACGGCGCCACCUACGACCCCGCGCUCUUCAAACCUGACACACAUAAGAUUGAUUGGUCAAAAGGUGGUAUAGCAUUGCAUAACUUCAUCCGUGGUCUGGACUCGUCUCCCGGAGCUACCACAUUCAUCAAACCACAGACCAAAGAGGGCAUUGUUGAGGGCAGUGAAGCUGAUGUGGAAGUCAAGUUCUUCGGCUCCACUCUCUGGCAGGCGGAGUACGAGGCUGAGGGUGAACAGCUGCUCAUACCCGGUCUUGACACACCCGCUGUCAUACACGAGGCUGGACUUCUUAUCACUGCUAAUGAUGGAGUUAAGUUAAACGUUCAAAGAUUGAAAGUGAACGGCAAAAUGAUAAAUGCGCAAAAUUUCUUCAAAGCGAACGAAUCGAAAGUAACAUUGGAAUUAACAGCGGAAGAGAAACAAUUCGUAGAAGGUGCUCGUGACAUAUGGAAGGCGAUAUUGACAAUUGACAUUGAAAAUGACACGGAUUUCUUCGCGUCAGGAGCUGGAUCUAUGGAUGUUGUCAGACUUGUUGAAGAAAUCAAAGAUUUAGCACAAAUUGAAUUGCAAAAUGAAGAUAUUUAUAUGAAUACGACAUUUGAAGAGUUCUCUCAAAUCGCAGUUAUGAAAUCUAGAGGUGGUUCUGGUGCAGCGGAUAUUGUUUACGAUGGUGUUGAAAUGGAUGUCAAUAAAAUGAAAAUUAAAUUCCCAACACAAUUAUUUAUAAAUGGUGAGUUUAUUGACUCUGAUAGUGGCAAGUUUUUGACUAUUGUGAACCCGUCAGAUGAGUCAGUUAUAUGCAAGGUUCAGAGCGCCUCAGUUAGUGAUGUUGAUAAGGCAGUUAAAGCUGCCAAAGUCGCCUUCGAGGAAGGGGAAUGGUCUAAGAUAAGUGCCAGAGAACGAGGACAGCUGCUCUUCAAAUUAGCUGACUUGAUGGAACAGCACAAAGAAGAACUAGCCACCAUAGAAUCAAUCGACUCCGGCGCAGUUUACACUCUAGCUUUGAAGACGCACAUCGGCAUGUCUAUAGACACAUGGCGGUACUUCGCGGGCUGGUGCGACAAGAUCCAAGGCUCCACAAUCCCCGUCAGCCACGCGAGACCCAACAGGAACCUCACCCUCACCAGACGAGAACCCAUCGGCGUCUGCGCGCUCAUCACACCCUGGAACUAUCCCCUCAUGAUGCUCUCAUGGAAGAUGGCGGCCUGUCUCGCAGCUGGCAAUACUGUCGUUAUGAAACCCGCUGCGGUGUGUCCGCUGACCGCGCUGAAGUUCGCUGAGCUGUGUGCACGCGCCGGCAUCCCGCGCGGCGUCGUGAACAUCCUGCCGGGCAGCGGCGCGCUCUGCGGACAGGCGCUCGCUGACCAUCCCCUGGUCAGGAAGCUCGGCUUCACCGGCAGCACUGAGAUAGGUCAGACAAUAAUGAAGUCGUGCGCUGUGUCCAACAUGAAGAAAGUGUCGCUGGAGCUGGGCGGCAAGUCGCCGCUUAUUAUAUUUGAGGAUUGCGACCUAGACAAAGCCGUGAGAAAUGGUAUGGCGGCAGUGUUCUUCAACAAGGGUGAGAACUGCAUAGCAGCAGGCCGGCUGUUCGUAGAGGAGCGCAUUCACGACGACUUUGUACGCAGAGUGGUCGCUGAGACAAAGAAGAUGGCCAUCGGUGACCCUCUGCAUCGCGGCACCUCACACGGACCUCAGAACCACAAGGCGCACAUGGAUAAACUUAUUGAAUUCUGUGAGCGCGGAGUGAAGGAGGGCGCGACGCUGGUGUACGGCGGAGGACGUGUCGACCGAAAGGGCUUCUACUUCACGCCCACUGUGUUCACAGACGUGCAGGAUCAUAUGUACAUCGCUAAAGAGGAAUCCUUCGGCCCCAUCAUGAUCAUCAGCAAGUUUAGUAGCAAGAACAUAGAUGACGUGAUCCGACGUGCUAACGGCACUGAGUACGGUCUGGCGAGCGGCGUGUUCACUCGUGACGUGUCGCGCGCGCUGGCGGCCGCAGAGCGCGUCGACGCCGGCACUGUCUUCAUCAAUACAUACAACAAGACAGACGUCGCUGCGCCUUUCGGUGGCUUCAAGCAAUCCGGCUUCGGCAAGGAUCUCGGUCAAGAAGCUCUCAACGAGUACCUAAAGACGAAAUGCAUCACCAUUGAAUAUUAAAUUAAGAACAUUUUGUUUUUAUAUUGAAUUAUGUUAUUUUUUACAUGUUGUAUAUAUUAUGUAUAAAAUAUUUGGUUAUGAAUCAAUGAUGUUUUGUAUGACUGAAAAAUCUUUAGUAACUUUUUCCACUUGCAACACUGUCGCUUGACUAGACGCUCUGUGGAAAUAGAUACUAGAUUUAUUGCAUAAUAAAUAUAUUUUUUAUUACAA
Papilio xuthus (Asian swallowtail) is the source of this 3078-nucleotide messenger RNA. RefSeq names its product cytosolic 10-formyltetrahydrofolate dehydrogenase. NCBI's taxonomy places the organism in Eukaryota, Metazoa, Arthropoda, Insecta, Lepidoptera, Papilionidae. Bases 85 to 2868 code for a protein of 927 amino acids. Gene Ontology annotation, molecular function: formyltetrahydrofolate dehydrogenase activity; oxidoreductase activity, acting on the aldehyde or oxo group of donors, NAD or NADP as acceptor. The transcript is spliced from 15 exons. Gene Ontology annotation, biological process: biosynthetic process; 10-formyltetrahydrofolate catabolic process; one-carbon metabolic process. The record is from RefSeq and is a predicted model, not a curated record. Gene Ontology annotation, cellular component: cytoplasm.